Lycium barbarum (goji berry) is the source of this 4596-nucleotide messenger RNA. Its product is annotated as transcription factor LUX-like. NCBI's taxonomy places the organism in Eukaryota, Viridiplantae, Streptophyta, Magnoliopsida, Solanales, Solanaceae. Bases 230 to 1030 code for a protein of 266 amino acids. The transcript has 2 exons. Gene Ontology annotation, molecular function: DNA binding; DNA-binding transcription factor activity. The record is from RefSeq and is a predicted model, not a curated record. Gene Ontology annotation, biological process: regulation of DNA-templated transcription. Gene Ontology annotation, cellular component: nucleus.
UCUCACUUUUUCCAACCUAUCUUUAUUAUAUUCCCAUUUUUCCACCGCCACAUACCCCCACCACCCCUCCUUACACCCCUGCCUUCUCGCCGGUGUAAAUUUACCGGAAAAUCCUCUCUCUCUCUCUCUCUCAUCCAAUCCUCUACUCAUAUCACGCAAUAUUCGAAAAAAUUAUAACAACAAAAGAGAGAAAAAAAAAUUGUAAGAUUUUUUUUUUUUUUUUUUUACUAUGGGUGAAGAAGUGAAAAUUACCGAUGAUAAUGAUAAUAACCGUGUUGUUGAAUGGGAAGAGGGACUUCCAAGUUUGGAUGAUUUAACGCCGUUAUCUACGUCGUUAAUUCCACGGCAACUGGCAUCAGCUUUUAGAAUCACAUCUGAACCGUCAAAAACAAUGAUGGACGUUAAUCGCGCUUCGGAAAAUACGUUUUCCUCUCUCCAAAUUAUAUCGGAGAAGGAUAGAGUAGAAGAAGAAGAAGAAGAAGAAGAAGAAGCGGAUCUAACGGAUUCGAGAAAGACACGUAGGAUUGAGGAAGCGGUAACUGAGGAUGAUAAUAAUAAUAAUGUGUUUAGUAAUAAGGGUAUAAAGAGGCCGAGAUUAGUAUGGACCCCACAACUACAUAAGAGAUUUGUCGAUGUGGUAGCACAUUUAGGUAUUAAAAAUGCUGUACCUAAAACAAUUAUGCAACUUAUGAAUGUUGAAGGAUUAACAAGAGAAAAUGUAGCAAGUCAUUUACAGAAAUAUAGGUUGUAUUUAAAGAGAAUGCAAGGGUUAUCUAAUGAAGGACCUUCAAGUUCUGAUCAUUUGUUUGCGUCUACGCCCGUGCCUCAGAGUUUACAACACCAGGGUAAUAAUAGUGGUAGUGGUAAUAAUAAUGGUCAUAAUAUGGGUAUACCUAUGCCAAUGCCUAUGAUGAUGCCAAUGCCUAUGAUGGGAAUGUCAGGACAUGGAUUUCAUGGUCAUCCGUAUAAUAUAGCGCAACAGCGUGACUGGUCUGGAAAUAAAUUUGGUCCUUAUCAUGGUGACAAAUAGUUACAGAGACAAGAAAAAGAGGGUUGGUUACUGGAUUUGUUCGUCAGAAAUCUCACUUGGUGGAAUGCAAAGUAGGAAGUCAAGUUAGAUCAUUUAGGUCUUUUUUUUUUAAAAUUGUUUAGAUUUGGUAGAUUUAUAGGGACAAAAAGUUCAUAAAUUGCUCUAAGUUUCUUAGAGCCAGGUCAUAUCUGAUUGUAGCUUCUUAUUCAGAAAGGAUGUUAAAACAUAAUACAUGAUGGCACUUAUCUUGAAAUAAAUUUGGGUUUCAUCAUCAGUAUAAUAUGGCGCAACAGGAGGACUUGUCUGGAAAUAAAUUUGGUGCUUAUCAUCAUGUUGCUCCUAGUGAGAAAUAAUUACAGACAAGAAAAAGAGGUUAGAUUCUUGGUUCUAUAUAUAAGUUGUGACUCUACUGUUUGUGUGAACUUUUUGUAUGCUAAUAGUUAAUUGUUUGUACAGGGUUAGUUACUGAUUUGUCCAUCAGAAAUCUCACUUGGUGGAAUGCAAAGUAGGAAUUCCCGUUAGAUCAUUUAGGCUUUCUAUUACUUGUUUAGACUUGGUAGAUUUAUAGGGACAAAAAUUUCAUAAACAGCAGUAAGUGUUGGUGAUAGGGGGAAAAAGCAGUUCUUUUCUGAAUGUCUGAUCAACAUGUACAAAUGAAGUUCUUGCAUUGGUAAUUUUCUGGCUCAUGCUUUUACCUCAGAAGAUUGUUACAAAUAUUAAACGGCGUACCUGAUUACAUGUAUUUGUCUUAUUGAUCUCUUCUCAAAUAAGGAAAAAGUUUUUGUCCUGAUAAAAAAUACUCUGGUGACAUUGUGACAAUUUGAUUUAGACUGCAAAAUGGCAGCUAUUCUUGUAAAGCAUUGGUGUGGAUGUUUUCCUGAAAUAAUUUCACCCAACAGCAGCAAAUUGUUUGUACGACCUCAACCUAUCCUUUUAAUGAUAAGUGUUAACCCUUUGUAUCAGUUUUAGUAUUAGACAUCUGUUUUCAGGAAUGAUCAAAGACUCAAUACUAAAGUAGGAACUUGUCAGCUUCCCUAACAUGGGUAUAUAAAGUAUUAUCCCUCUUCUCCCACUUUACAGCCAUAUUUCUUUCUAUCACAUAAUGAUUCAAUGUACCAUAUAUCAUUGGCCAACUUUGUGGUUCCUAAGUGUUUGUGCUUUCUUAAAGUUCAGUAACAAUUUACAAACAUUUCAUGUGCUUACAUUUUUCUCUAAGGCGGCUUUAGGUUUUCCGAUAUACCUAGAUAAUCUGCUGCCCUGUUUCCCUUAUGUAAUGAACAUGAUGCAAUAUUCUUUGGGAGGACCAAUUAACUGAAUAUCUUAUUUGGCCUAGCUGAGUUAAUCAAUUUUCCGUCAUCUUCGUACAUAUAUGUGUAUUUUCGACCAUCAACGGUGUGACUGAAAUCAUGUGGGAUUAAAUUUUGAGCUUUUGUGCAUGACUUUGGUUCACAAUUUCAUGAUACCGCUAGUAACUUCUUUGCAAUGUUGCUUGAGCUUGAAGCUUUGUAUUGUGAAUGCGUGGCGUUUCCUCCGUGUGUUGUAUAUGUAUAUGUCUAUCUAUGGACUGUGUGAAUGUGUUUGUCUUGUACUAUUCCUUUCUUUAAGCUACUUCAAUGAAGCAGCAGUGAGUAGGUAAAAUUCAGCUGAUUGUAAGAUGCUGUAUAGCACCUUCUUCAGUACUUUCUCUUCUUAAUAUUGUUUGUUUGUGUUCAAAAUUUGAAGUGGAAUAUAGUUUACCCAACUUGUAUCGCUUUGAAACUCCGCCUAUGUGAGCUUUGCAAAGCGUAGCCGGUCCCAAGCCCGGAUAAAGGAGGAGGGUUGAUGCCAAACGUAAAAAUAAUGUAACUAUGAAGAAUCUCUGGACUCUGAAUACUAUAGCGGACUUCAGCUAAAAUAGAUGUUACUUGUCUUCGUGCAUUAGUCUAAAACGUACAUGUAGAUGCAAUGAAUCACAACUCAUGGAAUGAAUGAGGAAUUUGGAAUGAUUUUGAUACAUUGUGGAAUUUGGACCUUUUUAUGUAAGUAACCACUUGUGCCCCCAAGGGUUUGGUGUAGCUGUCAAUGAAGUUGGACCUUUUUAUGUAAGUAACCACUUGUUCCCCCAAGGGUGUGGCCUAGUGAUCAAUGAAGUGGGUUGAGAACCAUGAAGUCCCAAGCUCAAAUUUCAGCAGAGACAAACACAGUAAGUGAUUUCUUCCCAUCUGUCCUAGACUUGGUGGACAGAGUUAACUGGGACCUGUUACCUGGAAUUAGUCGAGGUGCGCGUUGGCCCGGACACCACGGUUAUUAAAGGAAAAAGUAAAGUAACCACUUGUGAUGGUGGCUGAUUAGAAAAUGAGUGGAAGUUGACAUCCAUUCCUCUUGAUCUUGUAGGUCAUUCUAGAUUGAUGCAGGUGUUAGUAUUGUUCACACUAUCAAUUCCGGAGGGAGAUGGUUUUUCUGUAAUUUAUUGGCUUUAUUAACUACUUGUUUUCUGUUUGUUUUGCCUGGAUAUUUUCCCUUUACUGCGUAACUUAUUGUUCAUGGUUAGGUUUUCCUUAUAAGGUAGUCGUUAGGUUUUCACUGGUUUCUUGAUGAAGGUAGUCGUUAGGUUUUCACUUGUUUCUUGAUGAACAUUACAUGGAAUGGUUCUGAUUAAUUAUUAGACAGCACAAGUAAUUACUCUUUCAGAUUAAGCUUAGCUUGCUUUCCUUGUUGUCCCUGUGGUGCCGUGUAGUUUCUCUUUCUCCUUACAUCUCAUCUUUCUCCUUAUAUCUACUGUUUGUCACUAUGACUACGUAUACUGGCGACUACUCUUUUAGGUGGAGAAGCCAAGGAUAUUUCAUGCUCUUAAGUGUUGAAAGCGCUGCGCUACCUUUGUAUAGCACAAGGGCAUAACAAUUUCAGAAAACAUUACUGUGUAGGUAUCAAAGACAAGCGCUCUUGAGCGCAUGCUCAAAGAGUGGUGGAAAAGAAAUUCUUUUAUUUCUCUUUAUGAAAUAUACUGCCCUAUGUUUCUUGUCCUUGUCAGAUGGUAACUGUCUCAUUCAGGUGUUUUCUAUCCUCUCGCUAUUUGGUAGAAGAUCCUAUCUUGAGUAGUUGCUUGUUUCUUUAUCAUGCAAAAUAUAAAUUGCUUAUCAUGUAUACUUCGUACAAUGAACGUCUGCAAUUUGUGCUCGCUCUGCUAUUCUACCAGACUUGCCAUUCUUCAUAGACAGAUUAUGAAGGAUACAACCAGUAUAACAGAAUCCUGUGUCCGUUUGUUUGCUUGAUUGCUUUUCAUUUGCCUUGUGCUUGCAAUCAUCUCUGUGGUGUGCGGUUAUCAAGCAAUGGAUAACUGUAAUCCAGAGAAUUCAUAAGAUCAAAUGUCGUUGAUUCAUCCUUCAUGUCAGAAGGUUUUUGCAAUUUUAUUGUAUUAUCACUAGCUGGACUUGCCUCCUGCACAAGGACCGAACGUCCCAUUUUUAUAACUUCUUGGAAUUACUGGUGAUUCCUUGGUGUCCUUUUCUAUUUCAUUUAUAGUUGAUAUGAUGGAAGUCAUUUCUUAUGAGAAGUUCUGUAAAAUGUUGGUAAUAAUUUCUUGGAAA